Molecule: messenger RNA, 959 nt
Organism: Paralichthys olivaceus (Japanese flounder)
Lineage: Eukaryota; Metazoa; Chordata; Actinopteri; Pleuronectiformes; Paralichthyidae
Source: RefSeq, a predicted model, not a curated record
CUAAUCAAUGAUGAGUAUAAACACAAUCUACCUCAUUCCUUAUCCCUGCAGGUGCUGGUCCGCAGGUUUGCAGAUGGCGCUGAGCUGCGAGGUACUGUAGUGGAAACUGAAGCCUACCUCGGCGGAGAGGACCAAGCCUCACACUCAGCGGGAGGCAAACGCACAAAGAGGAACACGGCCAUGUUCAUGAAGCCAGGCACAAUUUAUGUGUAUCCCAUUUAUGGCAUCCACCUCUGCAUGAAUGUGUCCAGUGAAGGGGAGGGUGCUGCUGUGUUGCUGCGCUCCAUCGAGCCUCUACAGGGUCAGUCCUACAUGAGGCAACUGAGGGCAGCCAGACGCAAAGAGGGUGCCCGACAACUUAAGGACAAAGAGCUUUGCAACGGGCCUUCGAAGCUGUGCCAAGCUCUAGAUAUACCGCGCUGUUUUGACCGUCGAGACCUGGCCUCAGAUCCAGAGGUCUGGCUGGAAGGGGACCCCAACGCAAGUCCAGCUGAAACGUACGAUAUAGUAUCAGCACCACGUGUUGGAAUCGAGUCCCAUGGCGAAUGGGCCAAGAAGCCAUGGCGGUUUUAUCUUCGAGGGCACCCCUGUGUUAGUGUAUUGAAUAAAGAAGCAGAGAGACAGCCUCAGUCUGGAAAUGCAAUAAAUGAUUUAGGUUCCUCAGAUGUGCAGCCUGACAGAGAACAGAGCAACGUCAAAAGGACUUAACAGGAUGAUUCCUGAAAAAUACUCCCCCAUCUGUUCCCUUUACCAUUUAAGCAGAAUAAAAACUACAGAAUGUUCUCCUUUUACUCCAUUACAUAAUAUUGAUCUUUAAAUAAAGGAGGUCAAGAUGGUAAAAUAAAAUCCAUGAUCAGUUAAGAUUCUAAAUUCAGAUAGUGCCUGUAAAAAUCUGUUCUGUGACGCAUCUGUACUCUCUCUUUCUUCCAUCUGUGUUUUUUAAUAAACAUACAAACUUG